Cephus cinctus (wheat stem sawfly) is the source of this 2331-nucleotide messenger RNA. RefSeq names its product sodium- and chloride-dependent GABA transporter 2. Bases 133 to 2049 code for a protein of 638 amino acids. Lineage: Eukaryota; Metazoa; Arthropoda; Insecta; Hymenoptera; Cephidae. Gene Ontology annotation, biological process: sodium ion transmembrane transport. Gene Ontology annotation, cellular component: membrane. Gene Ontology annotation, molecular function: glycine transmembrane transporter activity. The record is from RefSeq and is a predicted model, not a curated record. The transcript has 10 exons.
CGGACAGUGAUUAAAGCAGGUGCUCUCGUACCGUGAAGAAAAUUGAAUUCCGAGGGUUGACCGGAGUAUACAAAAUUUGGAUGAGCGCGAAAGUUUUCUUCGAAUUUACAGAUAUAUACCUGCUCGAUCAUUAUGGUAGAAGAAAAAGAAAAUGAAACGCGAACGAAGAGGGUCUCCCUCGGGGUCGGAGGCGUCCUGGUGGAGCUGCCAGCUGAGCGGAUCGGCUGGGACCAUCCCGUGGAGUUCGUUUUAUCCUGCAUCGGCUACGCCGUUGGGAUUGGAAAUAUUUGGCGUUUUCCAUACCUCGUGUAUCGCAAUGGCGGAGGAGCCUUCCUGAUACCCUUCACUUUAAUGUUAAUUACGCUGGGUCUGCCGAUAUUCUUUUUCGAGCUGGCCAUAGGCCAGUACACCGGCCUGGGACCGAACGAGGCGUUCGCCAGAAUGGCACCAGCAUUCCACGGUCUUGGUUACUGCACGGUAGUGGUCAUUACCUUAAUAACCAUCUACUACAUGGUCCUCGUAUCCUGGACCCUCUUUUAUACCUUCGCAUCGUUCUCAUCCAAGCUGGGCUGGGCCUACUGUGACAAUGACUUCAACAGCAAUGACUGUUACAGCGGGCUUCAAGAUAAGGAUUGCCAGGCCAACGACUCCACUACCAUAUUUUACAAUAAAACCUGCACGGCCAUUACCGCAGUUUGCGAAAGCUACGGCUACGCUGACGGAGGUAACAGCACGCACUGUUUUCAGGGUAACAAUGCAACGGCCAUACGAUAUAUAUAUACCCGUAUACUUUCUUCGGAGGAAUAUUUCAGUGACUACGUCCUGGGUAUACGCGGCGCCACGUGGUACAACUUUGGCGGCAUUAGGUGGGAGUUACUAGGCUGUCUUGUUCUGGCUUGGAUAAUCUGUUAUCUGUGUGUGAUAAGAGGGGUCCAGAGCGUCGGGAAGGUCGUCUACUUCACUGCGCUCUUUCCGUACGUGGUACUAAUCGCACUUCUAAUACGGGGUGUCACCCUAGACGGAGCCAAGGAUGGUGCCAUUUGGCUAAUUACCCCUGUAUGGUCAACCCUCUUGAGUGCCAAUGUCUGGGGCGACGCUGCCUCACAAAUAUUUUAUUCUCUUGGCAUCGGCUGCGGAUCCCUGGUCACUUUGUCUAGCUAUAGCUCCUUCACGAACAAUUGUCACAGGGACGCAAUAUUUGUCACGCUCACUAAUCUUUUCACCUCGGUCUUCGCCGGAUUCGUAAUAUUCUCCAUCAUGGGAUUCCUCGCGCUGAAGAUGAACAUGCCAAUCGAUGAGGUAGUUCAGAGCGGCACGGGAUUGGCUUUCAUCGCCUAUCCCGAAGCCGUGGUGAGGAUGCCACUUCCGAAUCUCUGGGCGGUGCUCUUCUUCUUCAUGCUCUUCAUUCUGGGACUGGGUAGCCAGUUCGCCGGAGUCCAGGCCAUAAACACUGCCAUACUGGACGUACGUCCUGACCUACGGAAACACGAGUCCCUCGUUAUAUUAGCAAUAUGCGUUUCCUGUUGCGUUCUGGGCAUACCUAUGGUAUUCGAUGGUGGCGUUUACCUAUUUACAUUGAUGGACUGGAACACUGCAUCAUGGGCCAUACUAUUGAUUGGCAUGGCGGAAGUCGUGUUAGCCUCAUGGUGCUACGGCUGCAACAGAUUCUUGGAUAACAUAGCCGACAUGACAAUGAAGUUUGGACGAAUUCUUCGCGGCUACUGGUGGUUAUGCUGGGUGAUAUUAGCACCGGUUACAGCAGCUGCAGUCUUCGUAUUCCAAAUGUACACCUACGAGCUGGCAAGUUACAACGGAAUGGUCUUCCCAUGGUGGGCGGACGUAAUUGGUUGGCUAAUUGGAUUGUCUACGCUGGCACCGCUUCCUAUAUUCUUUUUCUACCGUUUAUGGAAACAGCCGGUGGCUUCGACGUUGUUUAAACCAGCCGAGAACUGGAGACCCCAGGGAAGGGGCACAGUAGCCAGGGAAAGUGAGGAGGUAGGACCUCCGAUUACAAACCCUGCUUUUAUCGGGGACGAUGAUAAGCCUUGAAGGUGAAAACGCGGGAACAUUCCUGCGGGACUGAACGAGGUAAGGGAGGAAUGAGAAAAAAAAAUAAGGGAAAUAAAAAAAUACAGCUUCCCUUACAAGCAAUUGAAUGCCGUGUUGCGUUAGGUCAGUAUUCAUUACACUGUCACAUAUAUAUAUGUACUACGGGAUGUAAAAUAAAAAAAAUUUUGUAAAGUACGAUUAAGUCCAAAAAAAUGUAAUCGUAUGAAAAUAAAUAAUUUUUUGCAAUCGCAUUCUACGAUUGAAAUUACAUGCACGCUGAUA